This is a messenger RNA of Pantherophis guttatus, 5104 nucleotides long. RefSeq names its product BRCA1 interacting DNA helicase 1 (gene BRIP1). Gene Ontology annotation, biological process: double-strand break repair involved in meiotic recombination; nucleotide-excision repair. Gene Ontology annotation, cellular component: nucleus. The record is from RefSeq and is a predicted model, not a curated record. Lineage: Eukaryota; Metazoa; Chordata; Lepidosauria; Squamata; Colubridae. Gene Ontology annotation, molecular function: DNA binding; ATP binding; DNA helicase activity.
GCCACUGAUUGGCAGAAAAGCCGGAAGGGGGCGGACUCAGCCGAGGCGGGAAGGAAAAGGAUCGAAGUCGGAGAAAACGAGCGAAGAAGCGCUUGGAAUCCUGAGGUAGACGUCCUGAUAAGCCAAUGCGAUUAUGGCAUUACGAACGUCAGAAUACACCAUCGGCGGUGUAAAAAUUCUCUUCCCUUGUAAGGCGUAUCCAUCGCAACUUGCUAUGAUGAACGCAAUUGUGAAGGGGCUGAGCUCCAAGCAACACUGCCUGCUGGAGAGUCCCACUGGAAGUGGGAAAAGCUUGGCCCUGCUCUGCUCUGCGCUGGCCUGGCAGCAGUCGCUCUAUGAAAAACCACUGGAUGACUUGUGCUCAAAAGAAUGCAAGAAGACCGAGGCUUUGAAACUCUGCCGAUGCCCAUGCCAUGCUAAAUCGUCCGGUCAGGAUCCAGAAGGAGGCUGCCAAACCACGUCUUCUUUCUUCCCCAGUCACGCAAUGGAGACCUCACUAGACGGUGGAAGUAGCUCAACCAACAAAGAAAGCGUCUCACGAACUACAUUGGCUUCAAAACUCUCUGCCAAACAGCAAGCCUCAUUCUAUGAAGAUGACAGCGACAAUGAUUUUAAAGUGGAAAGGAAGAGGAUUCGUUCACUUGAAACAGAGCAGCAGGUGAGAAAACGACACCGGCUGACUAUAGGAACCCAGCUAGUGGAUGCUUUGGAAGUUCAUGAACAGCAGAAAAAUGGGGAAUUGACAGUGACUCCCGGAAAAGCAGAUCCUCCCUCACUUAAAACAUUACAGCCUUCCAGUCCCUGCACGACGUGUUCCUGCUCCGCCAUCGAGCAAAACGCCAAAAAUGCUGCUGAGGCCAAGAAGGAGAACGAAAGGGAAGCCAGCAUCCCCAAAAUAUUUUUUGGCACCCGGACUCACAAGCAAAUAGCUCAGAUUGUGAAGGAGCUGCACAGGACGGGCUAUUCAAGCGUUCGCAUGACCAUUCUGUCAAGUAGGGAGUAUUCCUGCGUCCAUCCGAGGAUCUCCCGAGGCAGCAACAAGAAUGAAAAAUGUGCAGAGUUGCUGGAAGGAAAAGAGGGGGUGUCUUGUUCCUUUUAUCAUGGAGCCCACAGGCUUACUGAGCAUCUCUCCAUACCGUCUGCGGGUAAAAAACACCAGGCUUGGGAUUUAGAAGAGCUGGUAAGCUUGGGAAAGAAAUUCCGAUCCUGUGCCUAUUUUGCAGCUCGUGAGCUCAUGGCGUGCGCCGAGAUUGUGUUCUGCCCUUACAACUACCUUUUGGACUCCCAGAUAAGACAAAGCAUGGAAAUUGAGUUGAAAGACCAGGUGCUGAUUUUAGACGAGGCUCAUAAUAUCGAGGACUGUGCACGGGAGUCAGCCAGCUACAGCGUGACGGAAGAACAGCUCAGGCUGGCUCAAGAGGAGCUGGACGCCAUGGUGAACAACAACAUUAGACCAAAGGACCACCAGCCCUUGCGUGCUGUGUGCUACAGUCUGACAAAUUGGUUAAGACGUGCCUGUGGUCAGCUGAUCCAGAGCGGUUACGAGACCUCAAGUAAAGUCUGGAGCGGAAGUCAGAUGGUGACCAUUUUCCAUGAAGUGGGAAUAACGGAUGCUACAUUUCCCAUUUUACAGAAACAUCUUCAUGCUGUGCUCGAAAAGGAAGAAAAGUUCUCUGGGUCAGAAAAACUGGUUUCUGUCCCAGUUAUAAGUCCUUCAACUCAGAUUAUCCUCAAAGGUCUAUUUAUGGUCACCCAGUGUCUGUUCAAAGAAAAUCACAGGUUUGCAGAUGAUUACCGAAUUGCCCUUCAGCAAACCUUCACCUGGAUGAAUGAAAAUCCACCUGACACUCUGGAUAAGAACGGUUUCUUGGCCCGUCCCCGGAAAAAAUUGCGACACAAAAUAGCCGUAAACAGCCUCAACUUCUGGUGCUUGAAUCCAGCUGUGGCCUUUUCCGAUUUGAGCAGCGUGGUCCGAUCCAUCGUUUUAACCUCGGGAACGCUUUCUCCCAUGGAUUCCUUUUCAUCUGAGCUCGGGGUGAACUUUUCCAUUCAGCUUGAAGCGAACCAUGUCAUUAGAAAUUCACAGGUCUGGGUUGGUACCAUUGGAGCCGGCCCAAAACACAGGCAGUUACGAGCAACUUUUCAGCACACAGAAACCUUUGAGUUUCAAGAUGAAGUCGGUGAGCUCCUGCUAUCAGUCUGUCAGACGGUGCGACGUGGGGUUUUGUGCUUUUUGCCCUCUUACAAGAUGCUAGAUAAACUGAAGGAUCGCUGGCUGCACACGAGCUUGUGGGAGAAGCUUGAGCUGAUUAAAAUAGUCAUCGUGGAACCCAAAGGAGGCGACAAAGCUGAUUUUGAUGAGCUGCUUCAAAUAUACUCCGAUGCCAUCAAGUCUCAAAAUGGCAAAGAUGGAGCGCUGCUUAUUGCUGUGUGCAGAGGCAAAGUCAGUGAAGGCCUGGAUUUCUCCGAUGACAACGCCCGGGCGGUUCUCACCAUUGGAAUCCCGUUUCCAAACUUGAAGGACCUUCAGGUGGAACUGAAAAGGAAAUACAAUGAUCAACACUCAAAAGCCAGAGGACUUCUGACCGGAAGCCAGUGGUAUGAAAUCCAGGCCUACAGAGCUCUGAACCAAGCCCUUGGCAGAUGCAUUCGCCACCGAAACGAUUGGGGAGCACUUAUUUUAGUCGAUGACCGUUUUAGAAAGAACCCCAAUAAAUACACAGCUGGGUUGUCCAAAUGGAUUCGUCAUCAGAUCCAUCACUACAAAGACUUUGAUUCUGCCCUUAGCUCUUUGGAUGCCUUUGCUAAAAUGAACCAGAAUGACGCCGAAGUUGCACUUCAGGAUACCAACAGCUCUCUGCUCCUGUCUACAAGUUUAAAGAUUCUGACACCAGUUUCUGCUCCGGAGGGAACUCUUCCUUUAACACCAGGCGCUCUUCAUGAAAGGAAAGCGCAAGUUUCAGUUUUGGAAACAGGCGCUGCAGAACGCAUCGCGACUCGCCCAACAACAUCUGAUUCACCUUUCUCCAUAAAGCAAAAUAAAUUUACAGACUCCACCAGCCCCAUGGGUUCACCUGCUGAAAACAGGAGGAAGAGAGCAAACGGUCGUUUCUCUGCCAGCAACAUAGAAAGUUACUUCAUUAAAAUGCUGAAUUCAACACCAGCAGUAAAGAAGAAUUACGUCUUCAAGGCUACCGGGCCAACAGAAAAAGCAGCGGAGGAAGACGGUCACUCUGUUGCACAUGGACCCCAGCAGAAUAUUUCGUGGGUUGAAGAAGACCAACCAAUAAGACAGUUGCCAGAUGACGAAACGAUUAAUGCUUCUCCAAGAACAGAGAUUAUCUUGAUGACUGAGAAAUGUCCCCACGAAAGGCAGCACACUGGACAUAAAGACUUGGAGAAAGCGGUGUCUUCUCCAAGGAGAGCAAAUGUGGAAUUAUCCAGGUCAGAUCCAGGUGUCAAAACUGAUGCUGGAGAUGACAGGCUCUGUUUUACGCCUGAACUAUAUGAUGAUGAAGAGGUGGUAGAAGAGAAGAACGAAGGCUUGAUUCACAAUUACGAUAGUACUUUGACUUCCUUUGAAACCGCAAACACCGUUCUGGUGGAAGAAUCUUGUCCACCCAACGCUCAAAAGCCGGGAGAUGCCACCUCCAGGUUUAAAGUUGAAGCAGGAGUGGGCCCAGAGUGGUGGGGGAUCACGGAGAACAGCCGCAAUAACAAAAGUGCCAUUGAGGAAGCUGGGCAUAAGGUUGGCAUUGAAGAAACCAUGCGGGAGGAAAAGGGAAAGGAAAACCAGUUUGCUGGAUCACAAAGCAAAGGGCUGAAAGUACAGAGAAGGUAUAAACGAAGAGCGAGGAAGCCAUCCAAUAACAGAAAGGCACACCAACAACAGGUAACCUUAAAGAAUGUGUAGAUCGAAGUGUACGUGUGGAAAUAUUGGUUACCCAGUGAGGUCCAUGUUGUAUGAAACCUUCAGAUCCCAUUAAAUAAAGAUCUCAAUAGAUAAGGACAUCAAUUGCAAGACCUCUUCUGAUGCUCAUGAGUUUCAAGAUUGAACGUUGGCUAGAAACAUUGUCCUGCAUUGUGCAAGACCAAACCGAAGAAGACACGGAAAUGGGAUGGUGUGAGCUUGGUAAGAGCCAUCAUGCAAGUUCUUCUCAUGUGACUUUACUUCCAGGUAACCAAAGGAGGAAUUAGGUUGUGGGGACGCUGACAAUCCCCAAGGUGACAUCUUGAGAAGAAACCGAGUCUUGCUGAUUUGUGAAACGUGGACAAUGACCCAGAAAUAUUUAAGUGAAAUUUUUCUCCUUCCUUUUUCCAACAACAGCUUAUAGCUAACCUUGGAAGGGGGACUGGCCAUUACUACACCCAUUAGUGACUACUUCCCCUUGGGUUCCUGUCACGUAGAACAGUCAUUUAUUCUCGGUUUCAAAAUGGUGCCCUUGCAGUGCAGGGCAGAAUUUCCUCAUGGAAAUUCAUGGAAAUGCAGGGCUUUUCCUGCAAGAAUUGAGGUUCUCACCAUAUAGAAGUGAGGAGAGAAUGGCAAAGAACUCUAUAAUUCUUCCUGGAUUUCACUCCCAUUCCACUGAGGUGUCUCCCAAAGUUGACUCCCACAUUCAUUGUGCCAGCAAGCUAGGAUCCAUAGUUUUCUAAGGACAUCCACGCGGAUGUCUACUUUUGGUUGGCUACUUUGAAGACUUGUGGACUUCAACUCCCAGAAUUCCAUUCUGGCUGGGGAAUUCUGGGAGUUGAAGUCCACAAGUCUUAAAAGUUGCAGGGACUGGUGGACAUCCCUGGUUUUAAAAAUCAGGAUGGUAAAUGGAAUCAAGUAAGUGAAGUCUCCCAGCUUUUUGUAUGUGCCACACACCUAAAAAAGGUCUUCAGGAAGAACCUUCUGCUUUGUUGAGAAGGCUACCUGCUUCUUAGCAUUUUUGAAAGCCUUAAACGUGCAGAUGUUUUGAAUUAGAUUGUAAUUGUUGAUAAUUUUGUAUACCGAUAUGCACCUCUGUAUUUUAUUUUGGUUGAUGUUUUUUACUGUAAAGAACUAUGAGACUUUGGAAAUUGGUGGAAUAAAAAAUCUGCAUUUUUUUUUUUAAAAAAAGAA